UACCAGCUGCCUGCUGGGAGACCAGGGUUCAGAGCUAAAUCUGCUUUGUUCAGACCACCAGGUGGACAGGGUCAGUUCUGGAAGUGGCCCCUUCUCUGUGGGAUCCAGGAGAUACACUAAGGGAGCCAUCAGGCUGCAUAGGCUGGAGAGGCUAGAGGAGGUCACCAGAAGCUGAGACCCGGCAAGGCCUCACCCACUGGUGCUUCCUCCCCUGGCAGGGCUGAGAGCCGGGCUCUGACAGGAGGAUGAAAGGUCUCCGCUGGCGUUACACUCGGCUGCCCAGCCAGGUGGAGGAUGCUCUGUCCGGGGAGGAGGGUAAGGAAGAGAAAGGGGAAGAGGAGAAGGAGGAGGAGGCAGCCUCAGCCCCAGCUCCUGUUCCUGAAGAUCCCGUGGAGCCCCAGCUGGCAGGAGCCAGUCAGGUCCUGGGAGCCUCGGAGAUUAGGCAGCUCAGCCUUCACCUCCCCCCGAGGCUCACUGGACGCUCCUGGAGCCUGGCCUUCUGCACGUCGAGGGAUGGCUUCAGUCUGCGGAGCCUGUACAGGCAGAUGGAGGGCCACAGUGGGCCAGCGCUGCUGGUGCUCAGGGACCAGGAUGGGCAGAUGUUUGGGGCCUUCUCCUCCUCGGCCAUUCGACUCAGCAAAGGCUUCUAUGGUACUGGCGAGACAUUCCUCUUCUCCUUCUAUCCACAGCUGAAGGUGAUGUUCUUAACCUUCCAGGUCUUUAAGUGGACAGGAAGGAACUCCUUCUUUGUGAAAGGAGACUUGGAUUCACUGAUGAUGGGCUGUGACAGUGGCCACUUUGGGCUGUGGUUGGAUGGAGACUUGUAUCACGGGGUCAGCCACCCCUGUGCGACCUUCAACAAUGAGGUGCUGGCCCGGCAGGAGCAGUUCUGCAUCAAGGAGCUGGAGGCCUGGGUUCUGAGCUGAUGUCCCCGGGGAGGGCAGCUUCCUGAGGCUUGGAUCUGCCCAUGGAUGCCACCUCCCUCUCACAGGGCAGCUUAUUCUGUCCCAAACGCAGACGGCGAAGUGUCUUAGUGCUGACUGUGGUUGUGAGCCAGCCUCUCAUUGCCUGAGGACCAAGACAGGCAUGGGAACAGGCAAUGUUCUCCUGGAGAGGGGACUUUGAAGGAGUCCAAGAAAAGACAUGCACACCUUACCUGAGCAGCACAAAGUGCCUCCUGAAAACGAUCUUUUUAGAAACUAUACAACUAAUACAUGUUUAUUAUAGAAAAACAGAAGAUAUAAAAAAUAGAAAUUGCCUAAAAUUCAACCACUCCCCGAAACACUAACAGCUUCAUGCACACUCUUCCGGACAAUCUUCCAAGGAGAUGCAUGUCUACAUCUUACGAGAUUCUACUCUAUGUGUUUUGGAAAUUAUUUUAACUUUAAAUACUGUCAAACCUUGGACAUCUGGACUCAACCACUGAAAUAAAGAAAGACUCCAGUGGCAUCCUUCUUUUCCUAGAA
This is a messenger RNA of Vicugna pacos (alpaca), 1466 nucleotides long. NCBI's taxonomy places the organism in Eukaryota, Metazoa, Chordata, Mammalia, Artiodactyla, Camelidae. The record is from RefSeq and is a predicted model, not a curated record.